AUGACUUAUCCUAUCUCCGAGGAGAUUGUCCAACUUAAGGCUAAGGUGGCAACUCAGAAUAUCACCAUCCUGCAGCAGCAAACGUCCAUUGAUGGACUCAAGAAGCACACGCAAAACCUCGAGGCUAGGCUGAGCAUUACCAUGAAGGAGCCGGCACCCGCUCCGCCCGCACCCCCGGCGGUAGGUGCUGCGACGGCUAUGCAUCAGCCACCUCCAACUGAGACCUCGCCCUUUAGGUCUCUCUCGGCGCCUCUGCCUGAGUUUAACCAUAACAAGACGGAGGUGCAGCCUUGGCUCGACCUGGUGGAUUUCACUAUGAUCCUUGCGAAUGUGCGCCCCGAGGCUCGCGUCACUGCAGCUACUUGUGCAUUGGACGAGGUGGCCCGCAGGGCAGUGUAUGGCGCUAAGAAGCAGGCACAGGGACCGUUUGAAUGGCCGGAGUUCUGCACCGCGCUGAAAGAGGCAUUCAUGGUCAAGAAGUCCGACCUGGAACUGCGCAGAUGCCUUGAGUGUAUCAAGUGUCAGGACCGUUCGGUGCAGGAAUAUGCGGUCGAGUUUGAGGCCGCAGCACGUUUGCUCCAAAAGCCCUUGGCUGAGGAGGAGAUGAUGCACAUCUUCAUGAAGGGCCUCCCUGUCAACCUGCAGGAGGCACACAUGACCGGCGGCAUGACCAAUUGGACGACUUACAAGGAGAUGAAGGAGCAGGUGAUCAAAACCGACAACAUCAUUCGCACGUACAUUUUUGGCCCCAAAAAGACAGGCCUGCAGCCCCGUGCUGAAGGCUCUGGUGGUCAUGGGAACCGGCCCCAGAAUGCAAAGGGUGGAAGCGGGUGGAACAAAAGGCCUUUCCAGCAGCAUGAUCACCACCCUGGCCCACAGCCCAAGAGGCCUAACGGAGGGGGAGGUCAUAGACCUAACAAGCCGGACUUCUCCGAGAAGCAGUGUAGAGGCUGCGGAAGGAUGGGGCAUAUCUAA
Closterium sp. NIES-65 is the source of this 975-nucleotide messenger RNA. The record is from the annotation of a GenBank genome assembly. NCBI's taxonomy places the organism in Eukaryota, Viridiplantae, Streptophyta, Zygnematophyceae, Desmidiales, Closteriaceae.